Ectocarpus siliculosus is the source of this 820-nucleotide messenger RNA. Lineage: Eukaryota; Phaeophyceae; Ectocarpales; Ectocarpaceae. The record is from the annotation of a GenBank genome assembly.
GUCCCUUGCUUCUCACGCACCGACAGCAUCAGUGAAGACAGGUUGAGGUGCUUGCAUUGUUGUGCUUGUCAAGCUACUUGCGCGAGGGCUGAGCAUUGGGGAGAUCAAAGAGAUAAAGCUCGAUAUAUUGAAUUUGUCGAUAGACCUGCUCAGCAUCUGACAGCUGAGGAGGACAGGCCUUGUGCUGGAGCUACAUAGAGCAGUGGAGCCAGGAGAGGAGGGCUUGUCCUGAGUAUCAACACAGCGGGGAACAUGGCCGCUGUGGGUGUUCCUAUCAAGCUCCUCCACGAGGGCGAGGGGCAUGGGGUGACGGUUGAGAUGAAGAACGGAGAGAUCUACCGGGGGCACUUGAAUGAGGCAGAGGACACCAUGAACUGCUUCAUGACAGGAGUGACGAUGACGGGGAGGGACGGGCGUGUGAGCAAGCUGGAACAGGUCUACCUUCGUGGCAGCCACAUCAAGCUCGUUGUAUUGCCGGACGUGCUCAAGAACGCGCCGGUGUUCAAGCCUGUACAAAAAAUGAAGAAGAAGGACGAGGAGGCGGGAGGAGGCAGAGGAGGGGGCUUCAAAAAGUCGAAAAAGCCUAAGGCAUAGAGGUUGCCAGGGAGGAAUGGAAUGGUGUGGUGGGUGUAUUUGUCCCGGGCGUAGGACCCAGUAGCCAGUAUUAUUAAGAUUUUGUGGAGGUUAGCGUGGAGGCACUUCUGCUAGAUACUAGUGAGUUUUGAUUCGAUACAACUCGGCGGCGAUGGCAGCAAGUAGGCGCGGCAUAUAUGAGAAUGAAGCGUCCGUGAUUUGUUGGCAAUUGGUGGGGGGGAGGAAU